UGCUGGGUCCCGGGCUGGUGCUGGGUCCCGGGCUGGUGCUGGGUCCCGGGCGGGCGGAGUCCGUUUCCCGCCUCCUGGGGGCAGGGGCUGUGUCCCGGUCCCUGCGCCGAGGGCUCAGCAUCCUGGCUCUCGCCUUGCCUUUACCAUUCUUCCUGUCGCCGGGGUGGCGGGCCGGCCAGCUGGCGGCCGGGACAGACGACCGCCAUUCCCGUGUCGCUGCGCCCGCGGGGGCCGCCCGAGCCGGCCACCAUGCCGCUGGGCCUGAAGCCCACCUGCAGCGUCUGCAAGACCACAUCGUCCUCCAUGUGGAAGAAGGGCCCGCAGGGGGAGAUCCUCUGUCACCACUGCACCGGCCGGGGCGGCGCGAGCGGCGGGGGCGCCGGCUCGGGGGCGGCCGUCGGGACAGGGGGCGGCGGCGGUGGCGGCGGCGGCUUGGGCGCGGCGACCUUCGCCAGCACCUCGGCCGCGCCUCCGCAGAGCAAUGGGGGCGGGGGCGGCAAGCAGAGUAAGCAAGAAAUUCAUAGGAGGUCUGCUCGGCUCAGAAACACCAAAUACAAGUCUGCUCCAGCUGCUGAAAAGAAAGUUUCCACUAAAGGAAAAGGGAGAAGACAUAUUUUUAAAUUAAAAAAUCCCAUCAAAGCUCCUGAGUCUGUUUCCACCAUAAUCACUGCAGAAUCAAUCUUCUACAAGGGAGUAUAUUACCAAAUUGGCGAUGUUGUUUCUGUGAUUGAUGAACAAGAUGGAAAGCCCUACUAUGCUCAGAUCAGGGGUUUUAUACAGGACCAGUAUUGUGAGAAGAGUGCAGCACUAACGUGGCUCAUUCCCACUCUCUCUAGCCCCAGAGACCAGUUUGAUCCUGCAUCUUAUAUCAUAGGGCCAGAGGAAGACCUUCCAAGGAAGAUGGAAUACUUGGAAUUUGUUUGUCAUGCACCUUCUGAGUAUUUUAAGUCAAGGUCAUCACCAUUUCCCACAGUCCCCACCAGACCAGAAAAGGGCUACAUCUGGACUCAUGUAGGACCUACUCCUGCAAUAACUAUUAAGGAAACAGUUACCAACCACUUGUAGUUACAAAACUAAAACUGGAACUGGGAAUGUAGUUCAGUGGUAGAGCCCUUACCUAGCACGCAUGGUUACCUGGGUUCAAUCCCCAGUAUCGCCAUCCUGAAAAAAAUAUAGAACUGGGUUUUCAGUUUUUUUAAUUCAUACUACCAUGAGAAAUGCCAAGUCUUAUGAAAUUUUUACAUGGAAAAAUGACUAAAACAUUUUUCCCUACUACCCAGUAAUUAUUAACUUGUUUAUUAUUCAUUGCUUAGAAAAUUAUAAAGGAUAGAGAAGAAUGAAAUGUAUUUAAAGGUAAAUGAUGUUAUAUUCUGCAUGUAUGUCUUAACAGGCAAAGGCUGAAAUUUCCAGGAGACUGUUAAGAAUAUGUAAUAUCAAUUUUUCUUCAUAAUUUAUUUCUAAAAACAAAAUGGAUUGUAUUUUUAUACAAGUACAAAAUAUUAAAUUUCAGAUUUCUGAUCAAGGGCUUAAUCAAAUUAAAUGUAACUAUGACCAGCAAUAUCUAUCAAAAGCCACACAGCUUUAUUUCCUUAUCUAGAAAAUGCUAUGACAUUUCUGGCUGCUUUAACCCCAAGGAAAGCAAUUGGUGGAUGAUUUUAUUAGCCCAGACUUCUUAAAAAAAAAACUUUCAUAUGAUUCUUGUGUAGCAAACAGGCAUUCAGUUGCUCUCAAUAGAGCUUCUCUCACCUCUCUCCAUGAGACUGAGGCUUCCAGCCAAACCACUGAUUUGCAGUGCAGACAUCACCCUCCAGAGCACACAGGAGACUGCUGCUCAGGCAUCCCCACGAGAGAGUUUCCCAACUACUGGCAAACGGCAACUGGCAGUCAAAGGUGACUGAUCUAGACCAUUAGCUUUGAUAGUUAGAAAAGUCCACCCAAAGUUAAACCAUAUGCUCUGGACUCCUAUUAACAUGCUUUGGACUGGGAAGGCCUGUUCUCUGUGCUUCAAGUGCAGAUUGGUCCCUGAGGGAGCAGAAUGGUGAAAAGGAGAGAGAAGUGGGUCAGCAUACACUUGCCUUCUCUGUCCUGACUUAACCAGCAGUUUGCAACCUUAGGAGAACUUACGAGAAUAUGAUUUGAUCAUAAUGACUUUCACUGAAGCACCUUCAACUCUUACCCUUUUUCUUCACAAUUACACAGUGCUAUGCAGUUGGAAAGAGGCUCUGUAUAUACGGUCAUCUCUCUGUUUACAAAAGCUACAGUAAAAUUGAAUGUAAAUACCAUUUAAAUAAUUUUCUAAAUGCUAAUGUUUAAAACUUUUGGAUUAAAAUGUAUUUUUCACAGUGUAUUUACUUUGGAUUUAAGUUAAAUAGUUUAAAUGGGACUUUCUAGCCAGGUGCCAGUGGCCCAUGCCUAUAAUGCUAGCUACUUGGGAGACUUUGAUCAAGAGGAUUACAGGUGGAGGCUAGCUAAGGAGAAUAGUUCACAUGACCCCAUCUCCAAAAUAACCAGAGCAAAAUGGACUGGAGGCGUGGCUCAAGAGGUAGAGCACUGCUUUGCAAGCGUGAAUCCCUGAGUUCAUACCCUAGUCUCACACACACAAGAAAGUUUUCUUUCCAAGAAUGUUAUGAAAUAGAAAAACUAGAAUUGUAGUACUCAGAAUUUGGAGUGGGCAAGAUUCAUCAUCAAUAAGUAAUUUCAGGAAAAUCAAAUGAACAUUGAUACAUUUAUUAAAAUGAGGGCAUUUGAAAAACGUUUAUACUCUGACCAUUUAGAAAUUGGCAGAGACCUGUGUAGUCUUCACUUCCCUCUUCAACCAACCACAGUGACUUCCACUGUUGACAGGGCUGAUCUCUUCUGUUAUCUCCAGCCCUAAUGCGGCCCUAGCCUGCAUUCCCAGUCUGCUCUCCCUCUUCUUGCCAUUGAACUGUUGCUCCUGUAGAUCCACCUCAUUUUUCUGGUGCUG
Castor canadensis (American beaver) is the source of this 2965-nucleotide messenger RNA. It is a transcript of the gene Gatad1, whose product is annotated as GATA zinc finger domain containing 1. Gene Ontology annotation, cellular component: nucleus. The record is from RefSeq and is a predicted model, not a curated record. Lineage: Eukaryota; Metazoa; Chordata; Mammalia; Rodentia; Castoridae. Gene Ontology annotation, biological process: regulation of DNA-templated transcription; chromatin organization. Gene Ontology annotation, molecular function: zinc ion binding; sequence-specific DNA binding.